This is a messenger RNA of Octopus bimaculoides (California two-spot octopus), 1401 nucleotides long. RefSeq lists its product as uncharacterized. The record is from RefSeq and is a predicted model, not a curated record. NCBI's taxonomy places the organism in Eukaryota, Metazoa, Mollusca, Cephalopoda, Octopoda, Octopodidae.
AUGCUCCCACUCUCUACAGCUCAGAAGAGACCAAGGACCAAGUUCUACAAAGAUCUGAACUGUAUCAUCAGAAACAUACCAACCAACAAAAACACCUAUCUUCUAGGAGAUUUUAACGCUCACGUGGGGUCUGACCAUGACUUGUGGCCCAUUUGUGUCGGACAUUUUGGCAUUGACAAUAUGAAUGACAAUGGUCAGAGACUGCUUGAAUUUUGCACAUGCCAUAACCUGUGCAUCACCAACACAUUCUUUGCCAACAAGCCAUCUCAUAAGGCAUCUUGGAGACAUCCAAGAUCUCACCACUGGCGUCAGUUUGAUCUUGUCAUCACACGAAGAUCCUUUCUGAAUUCUGUCCAACUGACCCGUAGUUACCACAAUGCGGAUUGUGACACAGAUGAUUUACUAAUAAGCAGCAGGGUGAGGAUUCUGCCUAAAAAAGUCCAUCACUCAAAGAAAAUGGGCCGACCACGCAUCAACACUGCCAGAAUCUCGGACCCUACACCGCAGAAACGUUUUGCUGUUUCUAUCAAGGUUGCCCUCAGUAGCUUCCCAUCCUCCUCUGCUGAAAGUAGGUGGAAUUAUAUCCAGGAACAUUUGUAUACCACAUCAAUAGAUACUUUCCGCAUGAGUGAAAGGCAUAACCCGGAUUGCUUCAGUGCUGAGCUCUCAAAGUUGAAACCAGUUAUCGAAGCAAAGCGCGCAGCUCUGAUGCAAUACAAGAGUGAUUCUUCUACAAAGACACUCGAAGAACUCAGAAAGGCAAGAAAUAAAAUCCAAGUGACUACCAGACGCUGCGCAAAUAGGUAUUGGAAAGAAACCUGUCAGAGUACCCAGUUAGCUGCUGACAGUAGCGACACCCGUAGGAUGUAUGCUGGUCUGAAGAAGGCCCUCAAUCCAUUAGCAACCAAGUCAUUCCCUCUGAAAUCAACUACUGGAGAUCUCAUCAAAGACCAAAGCAAGCAAAUGGAUAGAUGGAUGGAGUACUACCAGGAUCUCUACUCACGGGAGACCACGGUCGCUGAGGUUGCAAUCGAAGGUGUCAAGAUCUUGCCAGCCAUGUGCAAACUUGACAGUCUGCCAUCCAUAGCAGAGCUCACCAAGGCUAUUGACUCCCAAGCCAGUUGUAAGGCUCCGGGAAAAGACGGCAUCCCCUCAGAGAUCAUCAAAGCCGGCAAAAAUACCGCCCUGCUUCAGCACUUUUAUGAGCUUCUGUGUCAGUGCUGGGAAGAGGGUACAGUCCCUCAGGAUAUGCGGGAUGCUAACAUCAUUGCACUUUAUAAAAACAAAGGUGACCGUGAUGAUUGCAACAAUUACCAGCACUGCUGGAAAGACCUUUGCCCGCGUAAUCCUGUCCAAGCUACAACUACUUGCUUCUCGAAUUUAUCCAGAAUCGCAGUGUAG